GGGGCGGGCAUAGGGGACGGUCUUGUGCGGGCAGUGGCACCCGGCCGAGUGGGCUGCGGGGAUGCGGGGCACGAGCUGUGUGGGUGGCGGCGGCGAGAGCCCGGGUGGCGCAGGGUUGAGCGAGGGCCCGCGGGGCCGCUGGCUGCGCCUGGCCCCGGUCUGCGCCUACUUUCUCUGUGUCUCGCUGGCUGCCGUGCUGCUCGCUGUCUACUACGGUCUCAUCUGGGUUCCCACGCGGCCCCCUGCAGCCCCAGCCGGCCCGCCGCCCAGCUCGCAGUCUUCUCCGUGCGGCGCCCGCUCGGACGCGCUGCCUGCCCCGGCGCCCGCCGCUGCCUCGGUCUCUUGCCUCCUGGGAGCCCCUGGCGGGCCGCGACCCCAGCUCGAGCCGCCGCGCAGCCGCCGCCGCCGCCGCCGCCACAGCGACCCCAGCCGCCGCCAGACGCCGGGGGAGACGCCGGAGGCCGCGGGGGGUGAGGACCCGGCUAACCCUCCUUUUCACCCAAGAUGGACCUUCGGCCUUCGGGAGCCCCGCGCCCCCGCCGCGGAUGCGCCGUUCCCGGAUUGGGCUCUGGCUCCCUCUUCAUGA
Molecule: messenger RNA, 586 nt
Organism: Hippopotamus amphibius kiboko
Lineage: Eukaryota; Metazoa; Chordata; Mammalia; Artiodactyla; Hippopotamidae
Gene: INAFM1
Product: InaF motif containing 1
Source: RefSeq, a predicted model, not a curated record